AAGUUAUCAGUUCCGAACCAAAUACAUCAUUUCCUCGCACGUUCUUAGCAAUUUCAAAUGUUUGAUCUUUUAAUCUUUACUCUAUAACUAAAGAUUAGAUAAAUCCACCAAUUUAAAAUGUUGAAUCCUUUCACCUGCAGCACCUGCGGUUUCCAUCAUCAGGAAGAAGAUGGUGAACCGUCAAGCUGCUCUGUUUCUACGCCGAAGAAAUCCAAGAGAAGCAACUUGGAUAAGAGCCAUAACAGCAACAGCAAGAACCCAUAUUCGAACUGUGGACUCGACAAGUUUUCUGCGCUUCUUGCUGAACUCGAAGAGAAGAGAGAGAAGAUUUAUUCCCAGAUGGGAUCGCAGGACAUUUCUUUUGUUUGCUUUGUGUAUAAGAACUCCAACGACUGUGUUCCAGUUGUGGUGAGGUCGAAGGAGAAAAGAGAAAAAGAGAAGCUCGGUGAAACCAAAGCAAAAUCGCCAAGGCCUGUGGCAAGGACGCCGCAGUCAGAGAUUUUGGAGGAGUUCCCAACUACAGCUGCCGGAGGCAACAGAGUCAAGUUAGUGAAAAUAGAUUCGGACAUAAAGAAAAAGAAGAACUCUUCGUGGAUUACGAAGUUGCGUCGAUGGAGGCGGCCUUCAUACUAUUUUCCGGCGGUCAUAGUAAUGAUUCUUUUGCUGCUGGUAUUUUUUGGAAGGUUGGCGGUUACACUAUGCACAUGUCUUUUCUGGUGCAUGAUUCAUACUUUGAAGAGAGAUGGUUCGAAUGUAAGAAGGGUGACGAAGAAGAAAGAUUAUGUCAGAAAAUUGAGUGAAAACAAAUUGGUCGGUGACGGUUUUUCUUCUCCAACGGACAAGAAAGCAGGAGCAGUCGGAGAUAAGUCGUCAAAGCGGGCAGGCCAUAGGCAAAGCCGGGGAAGAUGAUCUGAUCUUGUUAUAAAGCAAAAGAGAAAAAGAAGAAUUGCAAACAAAGUUUCUUUGGUUAGUUUUGCCUUAAAAGUGAUGUGCGCUCAGUGUUGUUAUCAUGCAUGCGGAAAGCCCCUAGAUAUUGGUGUUCUCUCUUCGGUAAGACCAACUACAAAAUUACUGAUUCUUUGUGUAUGCAUUUUAUGUAAGUUUUAUAAAGAAAAUAAUAGACU
Messenger RNA from Rubroshorea leprosula, 1124 nucleotides. The record is from the annotation of a GenBank genome assembly. Lineage: Eukaryota; Viridiplantae; Streptophyta; Magnoliopsida; Malvales; Dipterocarpaceae.